Messenger RNA from Ruditapes philippinarum (Manila clam), 455 nucleotides. Its product is annotated as protein NATD1-like. NCBI's taxonomy places the organism in Eukaryota, Metazoa, Mollusca, Bivalvia, Venerida, Veneridae. The record is from RefSeq and is a predicted model, not a curated record.
AACUUUGAUAUCUACACAUGUUGAAAUCUGCUCCAGCACUAUUGCGUGUUUCAGCCUGCAGACACGUUAGGAUGGCUUCAAAUUCUGACACUGCGAAACUGAAUGUUGUACACGACACAAAAAGCCAAGAAUUUUACAUAAAACUUAAAGAGGGUAGAGGGGAUGAGAGUAAAGCAGUGUUACAGUAUAGUUACAUAGAUCCGAAUUAUGUUGACCUUGAACAUACAGUGGUACCAGUUCAGUUUAGAGGUCAUGGUGUCGCCAAGAUACUAGCCCAGACAGCAUUCGACCACUUUGUUGACAAAGGAGCUCUUAUACGACCAACUUGUACGUACCUACAGAAAUUCUAUAACGAGAAUCCUCUACCGAAAUACCAAGAUAAAGUGAAGUGGAGCUAGUCAGACUUUAAUUUUGUUUUGUAUUUUUUACUUUCAUUAAAUUGUACUGUUUACUGA